GUAUUUCAUGCUCGAAACGAAACUACGCCAGUCUCGCUGUCCCCAAAAGAAACGAAACUUUCAAACGCGUCAUUCUUUCAACCUCACUCACCUGCACAAUCAGAAAAAAUCUCGGCCAACCUUAAACUUGAACCGGUGAGGCGGAUCGCGGAAUUCGGUUAUUCGCUGAGUGUUUUUUUUUAUCUCCAAUGCCUUUUCACCAACUUACCGAUGUCGCCAGCUCAGUGCAUUUCGCAUUCGCCGAUUGCGACAUCGGCGGAAAUCGGUGAAAAUAUCCCAGGAUAUUGGUGAUAGUAUCAAGAGAAAUCAGUGAACGAUCGCUGAAAUUUAUUAGAAAAUCUAGGAAAAUUGUUUAAAAUUGUGCGGAUUGAAUAGUCGUUACUGCAUACAAAAAUUGGAUAAGCUGAAGUGCAUUGUGCGGGCAUAACGCACCUUAGCAGGUGGUUUAGUUGGAAAGGCCCAGCUUAGAUAAAAGAAAGCGAGUGUUUAUAUUUAUACUAUAGUGAGUGUGUUGGUGUGACCAAACGGUCCCUUGUGUUUACAUGUGUAUGUGCAUUUGUAUUAUAUGUAGUACGAAAUAAGUAUACGUGUGUAAUUUCCGUGUGCGCGGAAAAUUCGCACAAGAGCAUAGAAUUGCAUAGAAUACACAUAUUUGCAGCAAAAUACUGGCAAAGAGUUUCGUAAGACAUCUUCUGGGAUAAAGUGACAAAGAAGAAGAAGUAACAGCUUCCGUUUCCCGGACCUGACAAUUUCAGAAUCUACCAGGGCUUGCCUGUCUCAACAUGAAGUGAAAAGGCGGUUGACCCACACAGCAGAGCUGCUUUCACCUCUGAUUAUCACUCUGAGAUUAUUUACAAGUUUAAAGAAUAUUAUGCCGCGCGCUCCUUAGAAUUGAUCAUCGAAGAAGCGGAUUCUCGACGAGAACCGACGUGAUUUCUUCGAGGGAAAAAUCCUCGUAUCAACUUCACUUGUGUAUUAUGGAAAGCAGGAUGUACAUCAGCGACGAAAGCACCGAUUGCCAAAAAGGCGGCAAGUUUGCUUCGACAAAUUCGAUACCAUCAUUGGUUGAAAGUUGUCCAUCAAUAGAAGAUGAGAAAAACAAAGAGCCAGUCGUGAUAUUAAGAAACGCGAAGGGCCGCAGGUACAGUGUCCUUGACGAUUUAAAAGCCAGAAGAGAUAGUCUCUUCCAAAGAGCGAGAAGAAACAGCAUUUUCGAGGACAAAGAAAAUUCCAUAUCCCCUGAGAAGGAAAAGAAACCUAAGGAAAAGGAAAAAAUAAAGGAGAAAGAAAAAAAGGAAAUAAAGGAGAAACGAAGAAGUAGUGAAGGUGCGACGAGACGUGGUUCUGUGUUUUAUGUAUCCCAGGACCUUCUUGAGGAAAAUCGGGAUAUUGAUGCGGAUGAAUGCAAUGCGAUUGAUCGGGAGAUUAAGAAGGGUCGAAGGAAAUCGUGGCAUCCACUUGCUGCCAAACCUCCGAAGUCUGAUCGCAAACGAAGAAAGGGCACAAAUGCUCCUUCUGAAGUUGGCAGCACGGAAGGCCUUUACCCUGUCAGACAGAAGAGACCAUCUUGGUGGAACAUAUUCGUGCCUGAUUCAGUCAGCAGAUCUCGGCGAUUGUCCCAGGAUGUGAUGCACACGAGAUCUACGGAAAACCUCACAGCGACUUACUUCAGGAGUAAAAGUCGGAGUGUGGACCAUGGAUUCACAGCACCAUUCGAUCUCGAUUCUCUGCGGAAUAAAGUUGAAGGACGAUUUGAAUCUAUCGACAAACUUUCCCGAGAUUCAGAUAAUGAAAGCAAGGAUGGCUCUUCUGCACAGGAAAAGAAACAUGGACGGGUUUCGCAGCCCAUCAACACCAUCGUUUAUACGGUCGGCGAGAGAGACACACUCACUUCAGUAGCAGCGAGAUUUGAUACAACGCCAUCCGAGUUGAGUAAACUUAAUAGGCUUGGAAGCACGUUUGUUUAUUCUGGACAACAAUUAUGGGUUCCUGCAAAAGGAGAAGGUUUUUCAGUAGAUGGUUCGACAGCCGAAGCACCGAGUCCGGAUCCUUAUCACGAUCACGACUCCCAAGAUGAUCUUCCACCCGAAGAAAAAGAACUUUUGGACAAUUUGAGACCGGCUUCUCCCAAGCCUGGACACUUGGAAAGAAUUAAAACACCUCAAAAUACCACAGCCAUGGAAGAAGAUGAACCUUAUAAAGAAAGGUUCCUCAAAAUCAACGUUCGUCACAUAACAGAUGGACAGGGCGUCGUUGGCGGGGUUUUGCUAGUGACACCAAACGCUGUGAUGUUUGAUCCAAAUGUCUCAGACCCUCUCGUCAUUGAGCAUGGAGCCGAAUCUUAUGGUGUCAUCGCUCCCAUGGAAUUCGUGGUGAACGCUGCGAUUUAUUACGACAUCGCGCAUAUGAGAGUCAGUCACGCAGAGUCAAACAAUCAAGAUAAAAAGCCGGAAAUAUACUACAUGAAGAAACUUUCGCAGUCAGGAGUCAGCAAAUGUCAGUCUCCAGGAAAGGAUGAAAAUUUCCCCGAAUUAACGGCCGACGAUAGUGAAAGCGUCUGCAGCUGUGCUGAAAGGGAAGGAGACGCUUUUCCAAAAGCUUUCGAGAGAGAUCUUGUCACUCCGACUAAUCUACAAGUUGAUGAAAAUUCGACUCCGACCAAAGAUAAGGAUAAGGAAAAGGAGAGCAACGAUGAAGCAAUUGGAGGUCAAGCAGCUAAAAGUUUGGAGGAACGCAGGCGUUCCAUGCUUGAUCAUCAUUGGGCUGUUCCCAGCAAAGAUCGGUGCUCGUUAUCAGUUGAUGAUGAGCAGCAAGACUCUCUGAAUUUAGACAAAGUUGAUCCACCCAAAACCAAUGCCAUUCCCGAAGAAGAAGGAUCUCUAGUCAAACAGUCCUGUCACGACUCCGGCAUCGACAUCCGCGAUCCGAAUCCUCCACUUCCCGUGGUCCAACAGAUCCCUUCCAAAAAAGUCUAUUCCGAUGCAGACAUUGUCCUCUCCUCGGAUUGGGUUCCACCGAUUACGAUCGCCCCGACAAAUUCUACGACUACUUUUGAAACCAAUUCAGCAGCCAAUGGUCGGAAAAAGGCAAGUUCCGUUUCAUUUAGUUUAGAUAGUAACACCGAAGAGGUGGAGAAGGACGACGACCACCACAAGGAUGAUGAUAAACCAGAAACGCGUAAGAAUAAGAUGUUGAAACGACUUUCAUAUCCUCUGACUUGGAUGGAGGGCCUAACGGGUGAUAAGGAGGAAGACAGGACAAGUGAAAAAAUCUCAAGUCUUCCGAACAGUGCCGACAGUCAGCACUCUUCCGUUUUCAGCAAGGUCUUCUCCAGACGAUCUUCGGUGGGCACCUUUAUUCGACAGCAGCCUCUAACUUCUUCAGGAAGCAGCAGUGUUGACAGCAGCCGAGGAGGUAAAGCUUUCACAGCACCACCAAAAUUGGACUAUCGUAGCAUGGUUUCCGUCGAUGACAUGCCCGAACUUUUCGUCAGCUUUGACAAAUUGAUUCCACGGCCUGCACGUUCCUGCGAGGAUCCUCCAUUGUACCUGAGACUUCGAACUGGAAGGCCGAAAGACAAGAAAAUACCGAGAUCAACUCCAAUUAUGAGCUACGGAAAGAAAAAGCUGCGACCUGAAUAUUGGUUCAGUGUUCCACGCAACAGAGUCGACGAUCUCUACAAAUUCAUCCACGCCUGGGUUCCUUCGCUUUAUGGUGAGCUGGACGAAAAUUACUGGAUAGAACGUGGUUAUAUUCUGUCAGACACGGACACGGAUCUUUCCCCGGAACUCUCACCCCACGAUGCAGAGGGUGGUGAAAAUGCAGAGGACGAUAAGAACCGAAACAGCGAUGGGGACGACAUUUCCGAACUAACUCGCGAGUCCUGGGAGGUGCUGUCUAUGAGUGAAGAGCUCAGGAGAGCCCUUUAUGCAAACAGUGCAGUCUCUCUCGACACGGAAAUAAUUAUUCCAGACCUAGUUGGUACCACAGAAAUUCUCAGUGACGAUCACAGAGAACAUCUUUGUCGGCAUUUACCCGCCAGAGCGGAAGGUUACCUCUGGACCUUGGUCUUCAGCACAAGCCAACAUGGCUUCAGUCUCAACAGCAUGUACAGGAAAAUGGCCAAAGUCGAAAGUCCCAUUCUCCUCGUUAUCGAGGACACAGAAGGAAAUGUAUUUGGUGCUCUGACUUCCUGUUCAUUACACGUAAGUGACCAUUUCUAUGGAACUGGAGAAUCCCUACUGUUCAGAUUCACCCCGAGAUUCCAGGCAUUCAACUGGACCGGAGAUAAUCUUUAUUUCAUCAAAGGAAACAAUGAGAGUUUAGCGAUCGGCGCAGGAGAUGGCAAGUUUGGUCUGUGGUUGGACGGUGACCUGUACCAGGGCAGAACGCAGUCCUGCAGCACGUAUGGCAACGAGCCGCUGGCGCCUCGUGAGGACUUUGUGGUUAAGACGUUGGAAUGCUGGGCGUUCAUAUAGGACUCGGCCUUGUUCUAUUUGCCGUGAACUUUGACCUCACCGCAGCCUAACCUUACCUGAACUCAGGGCGACGCGGCGAUCUCGCACCCAGUACCAGGAGAGAUCAGAUGAAGACUAAAUGACUCUACGAGCCGGUAUCGAGAGACAACAAUUCAUUCAUUGUUUUUGUUGCACGACGUUGGAACAACGCCAAUGAAGUUGGUCGAGCUCGACCUAGUGCUGCUGCUGUCAAAUCCCGAGAAUCGAAUGAAAUCCAGUACUGAUUGAUUCUCAACGAAUCGACACAACAAUGGAAGAGACUAGCCAAGUUGCGAUGUGAAGAGGAAAAAGAGAGCAAUGCUGUUUGCUCGCCUUUUCUUGCGAUAGACCUCGGCUCCUAGACUUUUAUUAUUAUUAUUAUUAUUAUUAUUAUUAUUAUUAUUAUUAAUAUUAUUGUAGAUUAUUGUAGAUUAUUAUAGAUUAUUAUUAUUAUUAUUAUUAUUAUUAUUAUUAUUAUGGUUAAUUCCUCACUUUUUUUAAGUUAGAAAGUAUUUAUUUUAUUAUUACAUAACACACUUGCGUUGUACGAUAUAUUCUCGCGCGUUCAUCCGCUAGGUAACACACGAAAUGUCCUUUUUUUUGUUUUUAUUUUGUUUGUUUGCCAUAUUUUAUCUUUUUUUACGAGGGAGAGAAAGUUCUUUUUUAAGGUUGAAUCUGUCAAGUGUAGUCCUCUGUAUUUCUCUCCCUCUUAUCGACGAUUUUAUUGAGAUUGCGAUGAUACAGAGAUUAAAUUAACAACAGAGAUCGACUUUCUGAGACGAUGCUUGAUGUACUAAUUUUGCUCGAUGUGUCGCGAAUACCACGAAGAUCCAGCAAAAAAACUAACUUUUUUCGAUGUGUAGAUAAUGUAGAUAGUAAAUGUAAAUAUAUACAUACAUUACGACCGUGUUACAGUGAUUGUUUCGAUGAGCGCUAUACAAACCGAGAAGCCGCGCAGAAAUGAAAUUCGAUUCUUGAAAUUACUUGUUUGCGCGUGCGACUCUUUUAUUUAGGAUCUGAACAGAUUAUUUAGCUAUACAUAAUAGAGGACUCGUAUAAUAAACAAAACAAUACAUUGCACCGAGGGGAGAAGAAAAAUGUGUUAUAUUUGCCGGUUUGUCUUAAAGAAAAGGCGUAGAACGAAGUUUGAAAAUUUGAGGGUAGAGAGACGCCAAUGUUCUCUUGACUCUUGAAAUUUUCGUUUUUCGCUCUCCAGAUAAGCGUCGAGUCAGAACUGACCACACAACGAAAAAUCUGUGCCUCGCUUCGCGCUCUCGACCUCUCUUCUCCAAUCACUUUGUCUGAGACGAAAUCGGUACGAAUCUGUGUUAACUAAUCUUAAGUUUUUAACGAUAACGAUCUUAAAUGAGAAAUUUCUUGAUGCUGUGAUCUGAGAUUGUAUCCAAUUGUAUCGUCUAGUUUUAAUCGAGGCUGCGAAACGCGAGGCAUUUUUUCAUCCAGAACAAAAUUAUACUUGAAAUUUUAGUGUUUUUUGUUGUUGUUGUUUCCUUGCAAGAAAGAGCAUAUGACCACAAUAAAAUUGUUUGUCAUUAAAACUUA
Belonocnema kinseyi is the source of this 6056-nucleotide messenger RNA. RefSeq names its product TLD domain-containing protein 2 (gene mtd). NCBI's taxonomy places the organism in Eukaryota, Metazoa, Arthropoda, Insecta, Hymenoptera, Cynipidae. Gene Ontology annotation, biological process: response to oxidative stress. The record is from RefSeq and is a predicted model, not a curated record. Gene Ontology annotation, cellular component: nucleus. The coding region runs from base 978 to 4478 and encodes 1166 amino acids. The transcript has 17 exons.